Messenger RNA from Coregonus clupeaformis (lake whitefish), 1759 nucleotides. RefSeq names its product rRNA N6-adenosine-methyltransferase ZCCHC4-like. Gene Ontology annotation, cellular component: nucleolus; cytoplasm. Gene Ontology annotation, molecular function: nucleic acid binding; zinc ion binding; rRNA (adenine-N6-)-methyltransferase activity. The record is from RefSeq and is a predicted model, not a curated record. Gene Ontology annotation, biological process: rRNA methylation. The transcript is spliced from 13 exons. NCBI's taxonomy places the organism in Eukaryota, Metazoa, Chordata, Actinopteri, Salmoniformes, Salmonidae. Bases 93 to 1580 code for a protein of 495 amino acids.
ACUUGAGACAGCAUGGUAGCAGAGACAUGCGUCUAAUGUUUAGACAAGGCAAAUAGGAUUUGAUUAGCUAGCUAACGUUAUUUCUUACUAACAUGGAUGUGCAAUUGAAAGGAUCAGAUGAAGACGGAUUUGGAAUAGAGAUUGUUCUUCAAGAGGGAGACAAAAAAGCACCAUCUUGUGUACAUGGUCCAACAUUGUUGUUUGAGAAGAACUGCAAAGGAGAGGAGAAAGUCCGGAGGUUUUAUGCCUGCUCAGCGUGCAGAGACAGAAAAGAAUGCAAUUUUUUUCAGUGGGAAGAUGAAAAGGUGUCUGAGGCCAGGCUUUUGGCCCGAGAGGAGGAGAACCGGUCAAAGAUGCCAACUUUUACCCAUCAGGAGUACUGCUCCAGGUUUAAAAAGUUCCUCGCUCUUCCCCUAGGAAGGAAGUUCUGCCAGGACUGCCAGCUUCUCCUCCUACCAGGAGAAUGGGAAGCCCACGCAUCUCACAAGAUGUCGCAGGCUGAUGACAUCACAGAGGCCCGGCUGAGCAGGCCCAGUCUGAUGUUGAAACCCCUGGAGAACAAGAAGAGUAACGCCCAGUACCUCUUCGCCGACCGCAGCUGUCACUUCCUGUUGGAUACCAUGGCCAAGCGGGGCUACAGGAAGGUUCUCUGUGUCGGAACACCCAGACUACAUGAGCUGAUCAAGCUAAGAAACCAGGAAGGUAAGGGUGAGCCCAUGAAGAGUCUGCUACUGGAUAUAGACUUCAGAUAUGCUCAGUUCUAUGGCGAGGACGAGUUCUGUCACUACAACAUGUUCAACCAUCACUUCUUUGGAGGAGAGGCAGGGAGCGGGGUCCUCCAAGCCUUCCUCAGUGAGGAAAAUGGGGAGAAGGUAAUCCUGGUGUCUGACCCUCCAUUCGGGGGCCUGGUGAAGCCUCUGGCCCACAGUUUCUCCCAAAUCUCAGAGACGUGGCGGAAACUGCAGACCGCCGAGAACAGUGUUGUGGAGAUACCUAUGGUGUGGAGCUUCCCCUACUUCUUUGAGCCGCGCAUCCUGGAGUGCUUCCCCUCUUUCACCAUGCUAGACUACCAGGUGGACUAUGACAACCAUCCCCUCUAUAAACAUGGAAAGACGGGCAGAAAGCAGUCCCCUGUCCGCCUGUUCACCAACCUGACACCACGAGACAUCAUCCUCCCUAAGGAGGAGGGUUACAGAUUCUGCAAAGUCUGUGAGAGAUAUGUGUGGUCUGAGAACAAGCAUUGUACUAAAUGCAACUUGUGCCCUUCAAAGGAUGGGAGAGAGUGGAAGCAUUGCUCAGAGUGUCAGAAGUGUGUGAAGCCAUCCUGGCGUCACUGCCAGUCCUGUGGGCGCUGUGCCCUCCGGGACCAUCCCUGUGGGAACAGCCCGGGUCUGGAAGGUUGUUUCAACUGUGGCAGCUUGAAGCACAAACACAGAGCCUGUCCCCUCAAAGACAAACAGAGGACCAUUAACAAUAAAGGAGGCAGGAUCCUGCCCAAACAACAACCCAAAAAGUCAAAUUCCAAGAGGAAGUCUGGAGCCCAGCGCAGAGCCAACAAGUUGAAGAAGACAGCAGAAUAGGUCACAUAACCCCACUUUCACAAUCACCACACAGCAAGGGAGAUGUGUGUGUAGCAGAUGUGAAGCAGUUAGUCACUAGUUGCCAUCUUACAUGUGUGGUUGCUGUACUGUAGACAAAGAAUCUUUAAAGAAAUGUAAAUUAUGUUUUUGCUUAAUAAAGAUAGAAUGUUACACCACCA